UCCCAACCAUCGCCCCCCCCCUUGGAUCGAUAUCCUCGCUGCUUGCCCAAGCGUCGCCCCCUCGGUCUCUGGUCCACUUAAAUCCCUGUCGCCGUCCGCUCGCAUCUCGCUCCGCAACCGCCCCGACUCUUCCCUCCACGGUCCUCCAUCCGCCCUCGAAUGCCCAACCACGACGCCGAUUCCGAGGCAGCCCGGCCAAUGAUGCCCUCCUCCCAGUCUUCCGCAUCUCUCGCCCAGCCGAGCUCCAGUGCUGGCCUGACAACCGCCCCAGCCUCGUCGACAGAAAACUCCUCGCUGUUCUUCGAGGAGCACUUUACAGGCUACAUCGAGUUCCACCCGCCUCGCCGCUUCUCUGGUGCUCUGCCAUCCCUUCGCCGAGUCUACCUCAAGCACCAGGAAGAUGCUCGUUCGAGCCGCCAUCCGCUUCGGUUCACCGUCAAGGUGCUGAUUCCCGACUGCGUCCAUCUCUUUGGCGGGAUCCGGCCCGGCAGCAUCACCGGCACACUCGAGUCCUCGGUGGCCUUUCCGCAAUCGUUGACUGAUACCAAACCGGAGCUCUCAGUCGAGCCCAAAGUCGAGCCCAGGCCCGUCACCGGCUCCUCGUGGCCGGUGGCCCAGACCUGGCGAGCCGACGGCGGUCAGUUCAAGCUCUUUGUACCGGACCCGAGCCAUGCCGAGACCAGCCAGAUCAUCUACGACUGCCCGCUCUUUGGCCCCGACGACCCUGAGGCACCGACGACCGUCUCCAGCGUACCCCAGGGUGUCCCUCGGAAUGCCUCUCAGGGUCGUCGGCAGCUGCGUCUCCUCGGCACCAAAUGGAUCAACCAGCGUGGUAACAUGUACAGCCAAGCUUCGACGCUGUACUUUGACCUCAUCGACAUUGCCAGCAAUACCGUCAUUGGCAGGGGCAUUAUGGGCCCGUCCUUCUUGGGCACGAUCAAGACGAUCUACGACAUGACUUCCCCGGGCAAUUCUUGGAUCCGCUCGAUCUAUCUCAAGCUCGUCUAUCUCACUCUCUUUGUCAAGUCGCUUGCCCCGCACAUGAUCCCUCGCCUGCUUCCGCUCGAGUAUCCGGCACCAACCCAACCUGCCGCCACCUUUGCUGCCCGUCGUCGCUCGCCGACUGAGACGUGGUCGGUGAAUGCAGCCGUGGGGCCGGUUCUGUCACUUGUCCGUCACGGGCAGACCUCGGGUACCCCGAUUCUGCUGAUUGCCGACGUCAAGGCAACUGCCCGAAUCUUUGAUAGCCCCCAUCUCGAGAACAACCUGGUCGACCACUUCCUCAGCCAAGGUCACAGAGUCUACGUCCUCGACUUUGACAGCGCCGAGAAUCCACUGGCGUCCGUCUCCAGCGACACUCUCAGUCUCUCCAACACAGCCCUCCGGAUCGCCGCCGUUGUGUCCAGGGUGCGCGAGCUCGAAAACGGAGCCGAGAUUGCUCUGCUGGCACACGGGUACUCCAGCUCAGCCUCGUACCUGGGCCUGCUACAGGGCACGAUCGUCGGAGUCAAUCACUUUAUCAGCUCUGGCGGAGGCCUCGUUGCACUGCCCACAAUCGCGAACGACAUCAAGGGCUUCCUGCAGAUUCCCGAGAUCGUCACCUCGAUCGCCCCCCAUCCGGCACCCGCCGCAUCGGAUUCGUCCGAUGAUGCGUCAACUCUUAUCGGCACCAGCUACCGUCCAUCAACCCUCUGGCAAUAUCUUGUCGACUGUCUCCUCCGCUUCUUCCCCAUCGGCGGACUGCAGGAGCGGUGCCGCAGUGCUUGCUGUCACCGAGCUUCUGCCAUCUACGGCCGGCUGUGGAACCACGACAACAUCAGCGAGAUGAGCCACGAGCUUGUUCCUGAACUUGUUCAGCUGUCUCUGGAUUCCUCCGUCAUUUCGCUCGUUACUCAGAGCCAGAAUGUCACCAAGGCGUUUGGGUCUUCCGAGAUUCGCAAGCUCAUCGAGAACCGACUCCGUAUGCCCAUCAUCAUCAUCCACGGCAAGGACGAUAAAGUAUUCAGCUCCCUGAGCGCGCAAAGGGACUAUGACCUGCUGACCGAGGUCAACGGACUGAAUGGAUACUCACUCUGUAUCGUGCCGAGCUAUGGGCACUUUGAUCUGUGGAUGGGCAGUCGGUCGUUCAAGGAUGUCUACCCUCUGAUUCGCAUCUGACCGAGUCGUUCGGUUUCCAGGAGGAUUCCAACUUGUUGAUCCAAGGCCACGCCUUGGCUGAUGCACAGCCGACUCUUCAUCCGUUGCUGCCACCUCCAUUUCCAUCUCUGCUUUUCUUGUCCAGUCUUGCGCUGGCUGUAUGUACCUCAUAUUCUCUCUUUAGGGGCUCCGUUUCUCGUCCCCUCGGCUUCGCUCAGACGAUUGCCGACGCCACCAAUCUAUGCCACCGUUGUUGAGGACAGCGUUGGGGUUUGGUGACAUCACACGCAGCCCAGUUUCGCGCAUGGUUGCGCCUGCGAGUAUCAACUUUUCCUGCCCACUCUCUGGCCCAGCCCGGUCUGUCACGUUCCUCAUUGUAUACUAGGCAGAGUCCAAGAUGGACGAAUGCCAUUGAAAGCAUAGCA
This is a messenger RNA of Polychytrium aggregatum, 2561 nucleotides long. RefSeq lists its product as uncharacterized. The transcript is spliced from 5 exons. NCBI's taxonomy places the organism in Eukaryota, Fungi, Chytridiomycota, Chytridiomycetes, Polychytriales. The coding region runs from base 160 to 2157 and encodes 665 amino acids. The record is from RefSeq and is a predicted model, not a curated record.